GUCAAAAAUCCGCCGAACAAGUGCGAAAUCCCGGAAUGAAAACAACCCGCGACGCAGUGGAUUCUGGGACUUAUUCAAGAUGGCGGCCACCUUGUGCCGCAAUGUUAUAAGAACUUUACGGAAUUCUGCGAAACGUGGAGCUCUCACCAACUCGCAGAUAGGAUUUCGCAGUGUUUAUAGCGAUGAAGCACACGAGAAGCAAACACACUUUGGUUUUGAGACUGUUACAGAACAAGAAAAGACGGAGAAAGUUUAUCAUGUGUUUGAGAAUGUUGCCACAUCAUAUGACGUGAUGAAUGACUUGAUGAGUUUUGGGAUUCACCGUCUAUGGAAGGACAGGUUUAUAUCAGUCAUGAACCCAGCACCCGGCACAAAGCUACUAGAUGUGGCAGGGGGAACAGGUGAUAUUGCAUUCAGAUUCCUAAAUCAUACCAAGAAAAAGGCGAAACAGAAAAAGGAAACGGAAAAUUUGUCAUCUCAUGUCACUGUGUGUGACAUCAAUAAAUAUAUGUUACGCAUUGGGAAAAAGAAAGGACAAACAUUGAAUCUAAAAAAAGGUAUAUCCUGGGUGGCUGGAGAUGCCCAGUCUUUGCCAUUUGCUGAUGAUUCUUUUGAUGCCUACACUAUUGCAUUUGGCAUAAGGAAUGUUACAAGAAUUCAAGAGGCGUUGUAUGAAGCAUUCAGGGUGCUGUCUCCAGGAGGCCGAUUUCUUUGUCUUGAGUUCAGCCAAGUCACAAACCCAGUGCUAGCAAGGUUAUAUGACGGUUUCUCCUUCAAUGUGAUCCCUGUCAUGGGUCACGUGGUUGCCAGUGACUGGAAUUCAUAUCAGUAUCUGGUAGAGAGCAUAAGACAGUUCCCCAAUCAGGAGGAAUUUAAAGGCAUGAUUGAAGAUGCAGGUUUUCGCAAUGUUACCUAUGAGAACUUAAGCUCAGGCAUAGCAGCCAUCCACUCUGGUUUCAAAUUAUGAUAGUGGAUUCAGACCUGGAAUAACCCGUCUUACAUUUUAGUACCUAACAAAACAAGAAGGAUAAAGACAGAACAUAUUGACAAAUAUUAGAAAACGAUUUUGGUACAGUAAAAAUAGUACCUUGCUGCUCACAGACAUUUCCCGACAGGCCUUGCUCCCGGUCAUCGGCAUUUCCUAGUAGCGCUUUCGGAUAUUCGGCGGUACAAGAACAUCUGGAACAGGGUAGAUAAAUAGCCUGGGGGAGCGGAGGGGGGGGUGGACUUCGAGAAAAUAGACGGGGGUGCUCGACAGCAAAAUCAAUUUAAUCCUAAGGGCGUGGUCAACAACGGAAAAAUCGGGAAAAUCCUAAAACACCCCCUAAGAGAUAGCAGUUGGUAAGAAUUUUAUACCCUAAAAGAUUGGUUGAGCACCCCCAUCUACUUUUCUAGAGUCCCCUCCGCCCCCGGGAUAAAUAGCCAUGGCAUUGUUAAAUAAAACACAAUUUAAAUUACA
Nematostella vectensis (starlet sea anemone) is the source of this 1459-nucleotide messenger RNA. RefSeq names its product 2-methoxy-6-polyprenyl-1,4-benzoquinol methylase, mitochondrial. Gene Ontology annotation, biological process: ubiquinone biosynthetic process. NCBI's taxonomy places the organism in Eukaryota, Metazoa, Cnidaria, Anthozoa, Actiniaria, Edwardsiidae. The transcript has 7 exons. Bases 80 to 967 code for a protein of 295 amino acids. The record is from RefSeq and is a predicted model, not a curated record. Gene Ontology annotation, molecular function: methyltransferase activity.